Molecule: messenger RNA, 749 nt
Organism: Suillus fuscotomentosus
Lineage: Eukaryota; Fungi; Basidiomycota; Agaricomycetes; Boletales; Suillaceae
Exons: 5
Coding region: 434-703 (89 amino acids)
Source: RefSeq, a predicted model, not a curated record
CUCGUCCAUCGGCAGUGUAGGACUGGAGAGUGACUUGUCCAAUAUUCAGUUCAAACUUCGUGCAACGGCGACGAUCAAGAAAGAUUUGUGAAAGUACAUUCAGAACGACGGGUCCUCGCAUAUACAUCAUCAAUCGUCAUACUUUCUUGAACUACUCCUGCAGCACUGUCGCCAGUGAUACUCAUUCAAGGAUGAUUAGAACGACAUUACUGUUACUAUAUCUGAAGGUUGGGUAGAGCUCACCCAUCAUAGCACAAGCUUCUGGUAUUGGGCUUGUUUCUCGUUACAUCGAACACCUUUUCUCAGCUGAGGGCGUGGUCAGAGACUAGCCGUUUUGUUAUGAAUCAAGUGCUACAUUUGCAACUAUCCCGACUAGUACCAACGCAGUGCUCUGCCACUCCUGAUAUUUUUGGUCAAAACUCCUCCACAUACAAUGCAUGACAUUUGCCAUUUGGAUAGCGACUGGUUUAUCAAUGCACUCGCUACCUGUCUUAUCAUUGGUCUCGUCGUAUCCUAUUGCCCACAGCACCUCCGAAUAAUUCAGAUGAGCUCUUCCGAGGGCUUUAGCCCGUGGUUCUUGCUACUUGGUAGUACGUCUUCUGCCGCGGGAAUGCUUAAUAUGAUCGCAUUAUCUUGGCCUACUAUUCAGUGCUGUAAUGAUGUGGUGCGUUCCGCGGUGAUUUUGCCUGCUUGGCGCCACUGAGAAUCUACGACUUGUCAGAGCGUGGGGAAAUGCCUAGAAAUCACUG